Ambispora leptoticha is the source of this 129-nucleotide messenger RNA. NCBI's taxonomy places the organism in Eukaryota, Fungi, Glomeromycota, Glomeromycetes, Archaeosporales, Ambisporaceae. The record is from the annotation of a GenBank genome assembly.
AUGGUAUAUUUAAAGCAAAUUGAAGAUGAUACAGAUGAUUUACGAGAAUGGAUAAAUUUAUCUGAUGAAGAUUUAACACCCGUAACAGAAGAUAAUAUGGAUGAACUCCUUUUAUAUGAUGUUCAAUAA